Messenger RNA from Trichoderma citrinoviride, 1068 nucleotides. Its product is annotated as GroES-like protein. The transcript has 7 exons. Gene Ontology annotation, molecular function: oxidoreductase activity; zinc ion binding. NCBI's taxonomy places the organism in Eukaryota, Fungi, Ascomycota, Sordariomycetes, Hypocreales, Hypocreaceae. The coding region runs from base 1 to 1068 and encodes 355 amino acids. The record is from RefSeq and is a predicted model, not a curated record.
AUGACUCUCCCGCAAACCAUGAAGGCCGUCGUCUUCGACGGACCCCGCAGCAUCUCUGUCCAAGACCGGCCAGUCCCCCAGAUCAAGGACGAUGAAGAUGUCAUCGUCAAAGUGAGCGCCACUGCUCUUUGUGGCUCCGAGCUGCAUGUUUAUCGUGGUCACCAACCGUCAGGAACUGGAUUCAUCAUGGGGCACGAAUUCACUGGCACUGUGGUAGCUACAGGCCCGGCGGUCAAGUCAGUAGCGAUUGGUGACAAAGUCGUGGCUCCCUUCACAGCAUCCUGCGGCAAAUGUUUCUUCUGCCUCAAUGAUGCCACUGCACGUUGCGAGAAGUCCCUGCUUUUCGGAUCGGCCAAGCUCGAUGGUGGCCAGGCCGAAUAUGUUCGCGUCCCCCUAGCAGAUGGAACAGUUUCUAAAGCGCCCCCAUCCAUCUCUGAUGAGGCUCUCAUUCUCAUGGCGGACAUCUUUCCAACUGGUUUCUUUGGCGUCAAGUCGGCACUCAGCCUUGCGCCGCCUACCCUCAGCGUCCAGCAGUCCACCAUGGUCGUUAUUGGAUGCGGUCCCGUUGGUCUGUGUGCGAUUGUUGCGGCGGCCGAGUUGAAGCCCAAGCAUUUGUUUGCAAUUGACAGUGUCGAUAGCAGACUUGAGCAGGCGAAGCAACUUGGUGCGGAGCCCCUGAACUUUGCCAAAGACAAGGAGGGAAUGUUGGCCAGAAUCUUGGGAGUCACCGAUGGGAGAGGCGCAGACUUGUGCGUUGAGGUGGUGGGACUUUCGCCAGCCUUAAGGACAGCUUUUGACAUUGUGAGGCCAUUUGGGGUGAUUAGUAGCAUUGGUGUCCACAAUGCAGAGAUUCCGUGGUCUGGGAGCGAGGCAUAUGGCAAAAACCUCCGCCUACAAAUGGGCCGAUGUCCAGUUCGUAGCAUCUUUUCCGAGGCACUUGUUCUGCUUGAGAAGAAGCAGCACCUGCUUGGCUUCAUGUUUGAAAACAUCAUGCCGCUUAAUGACGCUGUACAAGGCUAUGCCUUGUUUGAUGAAAUGAAGGUCCAGAAGGUUAUCUUCAAGCCAUGA